Molecule: messenger RNA, 5007 nt
Organism: Manis pentadactyla (Chinese pangolin)
Lineage: Eukaryota; Metazoa; Chordata; Mammalia; Pholidota; Manidae
Gene: ZBTB7A
Product: zinc finger and BTB domain containing 7A
Exons: 3
Coding region: 1895-3661 (588 amino acids)
Biological process (GO): regulation of transcription by RNA polymerase II
Molecular function (GO): DNA-binding transcription factor activity, RNA polymerase II-specific; protein binding; RNA polymerase II cis-regulatory region sequence-specific DNA binding
Source: RefSeq, a predicted model, not a curated record
GCACAGAGUUGGUCCCCAGGAGGGCCGAAAGCAGGCCUGGGUGCUGCUGCCUCGGGUCCUGUGGUAGCAAGUGACCCCAGGUUAGAUGCCAGGUGGGCCCCAGGCUGCCACCAGCUAGGUGGAUGGGGCUGGGAGUGGGCUCUCUCUGGCCCAUUGCGCUUUGGCCUUUGGUUCAUGCGGUUGCUGGCUGCCCCCCUACUGUGUGCCACCCUGGGGAGGGCCCAGCGUGUGGGCCUGGGAGCAGCCUGGAGGGAGGAGGGCUUCCCACCUCCAGCCCAGGAGGAGCCUGCCGAGGCCUGCCCCUCGGCCGAGUCAGCAGUGAGCGCCCCGGAAAUCCCACGGCGGGCAAGCACAGGGGUGGAGCUGUGAUGAAAGACGCCCCGGGUGGGUGUGGACCUGAGCUCGGGACCCUGGCCGUUGAGGGUGGGGACCUGGCCCGCGUGGGGGUGGGGCUUCCUGGAGGAGAGAAGUUUCGUUGGAUCCUCAUUACUGAGGAAACCGCCACGUGUGGGGCACCUACUAGGUGUUGGUGCUAGCUGGUCCUCUUAGAGCAAAGGGAGCUCCAGGCUCUCCUGGUGAGAUGCUGUGGCACACAGUGGGUGUUCAGCAAAUGGGUACUUUUCAUUGCCAAGACCCCGCUUGACGCCUCGAGGGGGCUCAGCAGCCAGCCCUUCCCUGGGUCACAGGGUCUUCCGCCUCUUUCUCGGAGGGAGGGCCCCAAGAGGCCCAGGUGGGGGCAGUGGCCCAGGGUGUGGCAGGCAGGUGGCCUGUGUUCCUGGAGGGAGGGUGUGGGUCAGGUGUCUGCAGAGCCAGUCCAGUUUCCAGGACAAGGGAAGAGGCAGUGGCUUUCUUGGUUGGGGGCCCUUGGACAGGAUUCUAGCUGUCUUCGGGCCUUGGUUUUCCUGUCUGUAAAGUGGGGGCUUGUGCUGCCCUUACAGGGGCUCUCCUGGGCUGGUAUCUCCCCAGGCCUGGCCCAUUGCAGAGAGAGUCUCCGGUGGUUAUCUGGGGAAGUAGGUAAGCUAAGACAGGGACAUGGACACGGACACGGAGAUAGAACCCCGACCAACAGGCUGCCCCGUGAAACAGGACCUUUGCAUGUGGUCCCUGGCCCAGCUGCCGGAGCCCUAGACACGAGGCUCGGUCCGGGCUGCGAUCAAGGCCCCUGCUUGCUCCUUCCCAGCCAGGCGGCUUCCAGGGACCAGGAGCCUGGGCAUCUUCAUCUGGGAGGUAGAGCCGUGCCAGACCCUUGGCCCAGCGUGCAGUGGGCAGGCAGGAGUGGAGCGGCCCAUCUCAGGUCCUGACCUAGAGGCCCCUGGAGACACCUCAGAGUCCAAGGGAACCCUGGGGCACCUGGGGGCGCUGGAGCAAGCAGGGCGCCAUGGUGGCCAUCUUGGGGCGUUGGUGGCCCGGAUGGGGGGUGCAAGGAGGGGCUGAGGCUGGUCUGAUCCAGAGUCCCAUCUGCCCACUAGCUCUUCAGGGCCUGGGGCCAGACAGCAGAUGGUGGCAGGGGGUGGAAGCCACCAUCGGGGCUCCUCCGAGGCCUCCCAUGGCUGAGACUCAGCUGGGGUCACCCCCCCAUCCUCUGCUCCCAGCAGCCACAUCGGAGCCUCCCCCACCCAAACGGGUUGGUGGAACAGUGGGGGGAAGCCAAGCAGCUGGUGCAGUCGGCGGGGGGGGGAUGGGCGGGCCGCAGACAGAGGUGUCCUGGAAACUGUAGUGCCUGCCUGAGUGUCAGCCCCGUGGCCUGGACCCCGCUUCCAGGGCGGCCCUGGGUCACGAUGGUCCUGCUCUGGCUUUGGGUCCGGCCAGGCCCAACCCCAGACCCCCAUGCAGGGCUGGCUGGCUGCAUCCCACCUGGCGCACAGUAGGAGAGCUCCAGGUCUCGGCGCGGAAGAUGGCUGGUGGCGUGGACGGCCCCAUCGGGAUCCCGUUCCCCGACCACAGCAGUGACAUCCUAAGUGGACUCAACGAGCAGAGGACGCAGGGCCUGCUGUGCGACGUGGUGAUCCUGGUGGAGGGCCGCGAGUUCCCCACACACCGCUCGGUGCUGGCAGCCUGCAGCCAGUACUUCAAGAAGCUGUUCACGUCGGGCGCCGUGGUGGACCAGCAGAACGUGUAUGAGAUCGACUUCGUCAGCGCCGAGGCGCUCACAGCCCUCAUGGACUUUGCCUACACGGCCACGCUCACCGUCAGCACGGCCAAUGUGGGUGACAUCCUCAGUGCUGCCCGCCUGCUCGAGAUACCCGCCGUGAGCCACGUCUGCGCCGACCUCCUCGACCGGCAGAUCCUGGCGGCUGACGCGGGCGCCGACGCCGGACAGCUGGACCUCGUAGAUCAAAUUGAUCAGCGCAAUCUCCUCCGCGCCAAGGAGUACCUUGAGUUCUUCCAGAGCAACCCCAUGAACAGCUUGCCCCCCGCGGCCGCCGCCGCCGCCGCCACCUUCCCCUGGUCCGCCUUCGGCGCAUCCGACGAUGACCUGGAUGCCACCAAGGAAGCCGUGGCCGCUGCCGUGGCUGCUGUGGCUGCCGGCGACUGCAAUGGCUUGGACUUCUACGGGCCAGGCCCCCCGGCCGAGCGGCCCCCCGCCGGGGAUGGUGACGAAGGCGACAGCAACCCGGGUCUGUGGCCAGAGAGGGAUGAGGACGCUCCUGCCGGGGGCCUCUUCCCGCCCCCUGUGGCCCCUCCAGCCACUGCCACGCAGAACGGCCACUACGGCCGGGGCGGGGAAGAGGAGGCGGCCUCGCUGUCAGAGGCGGCACCCGAGCCCGGCGACUCUCCGGGCUUCCUCUCGGGCGCAGCCGAGGGUGAGGAUGGGGACGGGGCUGAUGCGGACGGGCUGGCGGCCAGCACGCUGCUCCAGCAGAUGAUAUCGUCGGUGGGCCGGGCGGGGGCGGCCGCGGCGGGGGACAGCGACGACGAGUCGCGGGCGGACGACAAGGGCGUGGUGGACUACUACCUGAAGUACUUCAGCAGCGCCCACGACGGCGACGUCUACCCAGCCUGGUCGCAGAAGGUGGAGAAGAAGAUCCGGGCCAAGGCCUUCCAGAAGUGCCCUAUCUGUGAGAAGGUCAUCCAGGGCGCUGGCAAGCUGCCCAGGCACAUCCGGACCCACACGGGGGAGAAGCCCUACGAGUGCAACAUCUGCAAGGUCCGCUUCACCAGGCAGGACAAGCUCAAGGUGCACAUGCGGAAGCACACGGGCGAGAAGCCGUACCUGUGCCAGCAGUGCGGGGCGGCCUUCGCGCACAACUACGACCUGAAGAACCACAUGCGCGUGCACACGGGCCUGCGCCCCUACCAGUGCGACAGCUGCUGCAAGACCUUCGUCCGCUCCGACCACCUGCACAGACACCUCAAGAAGGACGGCUGCAACGGCGUCCCCUCGCGCCGCGGCCGCAAGCCCCGCGCGCGGGGUGCGGCGCUCGGGGGACCCGACCCGGCCCCCGGGAACCCCGCGCCCCCUGGCGCCGCCGCCCCGCCAGGCUCCCCCGAAGCCCGGCGCAACGGCCCCGAGCAGCACUUUAAGGACGAGGACGAGGACGAGGAGGCAGGCAGCCCCGACGGUCCGGGCGCCGUGCAUGCGGCGGGCACUGGCGGGGCGGGGGGCGCCGGGGGCCCCGGGGGCGCCGCCGACGGCAGCUUUGCGGCCGGACUCGCCUGAAAACCAAAAAGGAACCAGAAACCAGAGAGAGAGAGAGAGAGAGAGAAAAUCACCCGCCACCCCCCGAAACAAAAAAAGAAAAUCUAUCUAUAUACAGAUAUCUAUAUCUAUAUAUAUAUAUACAGAUAUAUAUAUAUAUAUAUGAGGCGUCACAGAAUCUAGGGUAGUGCUUUUCUCAGAUUUUUCUCCUCCGUGAUGUUCUCUCCCUCCACGGGGACCCGCGCCCCCUCCGGCUCCCCGCCCGCCCGCCCCGUCGAUGGGUUUCGGGGCUUGGUUUGGGCCUUUUGUGGGACACAAGGAUUCUGAGCCCCCCUGCCCCCGGGCGCUCCCCGGCACGGGGUUUGGGGUCCCGGCCAGGGCCCCGGGGGGCUGCGGUGGGCUUCUGUUUUCCUCCCCUCGCUGGUUUCUAUGCGUCUUUGAGACAAGACCUUAAAUGAUUUCUGUCCGCUGUGAGUGGACGUUAAAUCGACCCCCGCCCCACCCCCACCCUCCUUCCUCAGGGCACUUACUAAGUGGGGGUCCCCCCCGUAUCUCCUGACGGCUUCCCCCCAACCCCCCAAACCUGCCUGUUCCUGCCUGCGGCCCUCUGUGUCUCCUGGCCUCUGUGACACAAAUCUAUUUAUUUCCAGGCGUGGCGAAAGGGGAGAAGACCGGGGGGCGGAGGGACAGGCGGGGCGCCAGGGCGGCCCCCAGGGGCCCCCGCCGCUCAGGGCGCCCCAGCCCCACCCCCGUCUGUGGUCCCCGACGCAGGCCACCCAGACCACCCCCCCACGUCCCCAACGAGGCGUUUGGAGAUUGAAAACUUUGUCUUUACCCUCUCUCUCCUCCCCCGAGCCCCCACCCCAUUUUUUAAAGCACUUUUUAGAUUUUUUUUGUCCUCUUUUCCUCCUUAAAAACAAAAUUUAUAUAUAGAUAUAUAUAUAAAUAUAUAUAAAAUAUACUUUUCCUCAGAGGAGCAGGCAGAGGGUGGGGUGGAAGAGCUGAGAGCAGAGGGGGCCCGAGGUCUCACCGUGGCAGGGAAGAGGGCAGACGAGAGUCCACAAGUUCCAAUAUCACAAAAGCAAUAAAACCAAGAUUUUACAAAAUGAAAGGAAAGAAAAAGACAAAAAAACAAACAAACAAAAAAAACCAACCACCAAUAGAAGUCUUGGCACUUUGUAACAGAACGGGUACUACACUUUAUCUUAAUUCUUAAUUUAAAAACAUGUUUACAAGUUGCAACCAACUUCUAUGAAAAGUCGAAAAGACAAAAAAAAAAAAAGACGUGAGCGAGAGCAAGAGAGCUAAAAAGAAAAGUCCUAAAAGUCGAUUUAUUUUUGUACAAAAUAAUAAAAAAAAAAACCCAC